AUGGCAGAGGAGAGGACCGAGCGGCAGAGUUUUCAUUCCGCUGCACAAAUUCCCUUCAUUUCUCUCCCUCGCGGCUGGGGGUGUUCAUUUGCCCAGGACUGGGUGCCUCGGCGCCCCAAAGUGAAGGCAUGUCCGUGGGGAGAAGCACGGAGACGAGAGGGAAAAAAAAAAAAAAGCCCCGCAGUUAUUUCCCCCGUAGUUUCACGACAUCGAAGAAAUAUCCAGGUCUGGGGGAAAACAUAUCCAGGGUGCCGACGGGUGGGCAGCGGGGAUUCGAGGGGCGCCGAGGGCAGCGGGGAUUCGAGGGGCGCCGAGGAUCAGAACAAGUUCCUGACUGCCGGGAAGGGCGAAGCCGGACGGCCGGUGGCGGCGCCGGGCGACCCGAGGCGCAUCGCCUGUGCUCCGAAGGGGCAAGAAUCCUUUUAA
Messenger RNA from Rangifer tarandus platyrhynchus (Svalbard reindeer), 426 nucleotides. The record is from the annotation of a GenBank genome assembly. Lineage: Eukaryota; Metazoa; Chordata; Mammalia; Artiodactyla; Cervidae.